Molecule: messenger RNA, 3764 nt
Organism: Pungitius pungitius (ninespine stickleback)
Lineage: Eukaryota; Metazoa; Chordata; Actinopteri; Perciformes; Gasterosteidae
Gene: zbtb17
Product: zinc finger and BTB domain containing 17
Exons: 15
Coding region: 219-2960 (913 amino acids)
Biological process (GO): regulation of transcription by RNA polymerase II
Cellular component (GO): nucleus
Molecular function (GO): DNA-binding transcription factor activity, RNA polymerase II-specific; protein binding
Source: RefSeq, a predicted model, not a curated record
CCGGCCGGUCCGUAUCAAUCGAUCAGAGAGAGGAAGAUGGCGGUGGAUGGAGUUAACGGGAAAGGAUCGAUCCCCGAAAAACUCGAUUGGGUCUGUUUUUCCUAACCGAGAAAAACACUCGAUACCCCCCCCCCCGAGCAUCACUUUGAACCCGGAGUGAAGACGCGAUAACACAGAGAGGAGCCGUUCCCCUCCAGCCGCCCGGAGGCUUCGGGACGAUGGAGUUCCCGUGGCACAGUGGAAAGGUUCUGGAGCAGCUGGACCGCCAGCGCAAACAGGGCAUGCUGUGUGACUGCACCUUUGUGGUGGACGGGGUGGACUUCAAGGCGCACAAGUCUGUGCUGGCGGCCUGCAGUGUCUACUUCCGCACCCUGUUCCUGGACCAGAAAGAUGUGGUGCACCUGGACAUCAGCAAUGCAGCAGGUUUGGGUCAGGUCUUGGAGUUUAUGUACACAGCCAAGCUGACUUUGAGUCCACAGAAUGUAGAAGACGUGCUGGCUGUUGCUAACUUUCUACAGAUGCAAGAAAUUGUAAACGCCUGCUCUGCGUACCAGUCGAUGGCAAAUCCUGCUCCGUCCCUCAUAACACUGGAUUUUGCCGUUGAAGAGAAACAUGGAGAAGGAGAGCAGAGGGAGGAACUAGAGAGUGACAGGAGUGAAGGAGUGGCAUCUCAAGCAGAGGAAAGUCCCUGCACGACCACAGAAGAUAAAAAAAACACACAAAAUGGUGAAAAUGUGCAGGAAGACAUCUCCACCGAGAAACAACCGACAGUUUCUCAGCCCAGCCCGGCCAGAACCCAAUCGGGCCGAGGAGGAGUCCACACAAACGCCCCCGUUCUUCAAAAGAAGAUAUCUGUGAAGAAGGAAGAGGAAAGUGCUGCAGAAGAUGCACCUGUACCUGGCCCAUCUGAUGCUGACUGCAAUCCCAAAUCGCCGCCGAAAUCUGCUUGCUCAUCAUACACGAGCUCUCGGGGGAGACGAAUCAGAAAACCUCCUCGGCGAAACUUCCCACCUGAUAAUGACUCGGAGGAAGAAGCCCCAUCAAAGAGACAAACUCGGAAGAGGGCGGCAGAACUAGCCAAUGAACCGGAUGACGACACUGAGGAGACCCGGGAGGGGGAAGCUGACGACGAAGAGGGGUCGGCAGAGGAAGGUGACGAUGACGAUGUUGAUGGGGUCAAUUCGGGCAGCGAGAGGGAAGGGGGACAAAAUCAGUCAGCGUCCAUGAGCAGCCGAUCCGAGUCAAAGCUUUACAGCUCUGUGACACACGAAUGCGAGGACUGCGGCAAGAAAUUCACCCACACUGGCAAUUUUAAGAGACACAUGCGCAUUCACACAGGAGAGAAGCCGUUCAGCUGUCGCGAUUGCAGCAAAGCUUUCUCUGACCCUGCGGCCUGUAAAGCCCACGAGAAAACACACAGCCCUCUGAAGCCGUACUGCUGCUCGACUUGCGGGAAGAGCUACCGCCAGAUCAGCCUGCUCAACCUGCACCGCAAACGGCACACGGGCGAAGCGCGCUACAGCUGCGAAAUGUGCGGCAAGCUCUUCACCACAUCUGGCAACCUGAAGCGCCACCAGCUGGUGCACAGUGGGGAGAAGCCGUACCACUGCGACUACUGCGAUAAGUCCUUCUCCGACCCCACCGCCAAGAUGCGACACCUGGAGACGCACAACACGGAGAAGGGCAACAAGUGUUCACACUGUGACAAGCGCUUCAACCAGCCGGGAAAUCUGAAGGCUCACUUAAAGAUCCAUAUUACGGACGGGCCUCUCAAGUGCAAAGAAUGUGGCAAACAGUUUACUACUUCAGGGAAUCUGAAGAGGCACCUGCGAGUCCACAGUGGGGAGAAACCAUACGUCUGUAUGCACUGCAAGAGAGCUUUCAGUGAUCCUGGAGCUCUGCAGCGGCAUGAACGCAUCCACACAGGAGAGAAGCCCUGCGUCUGUGUUAUCUGUGGCAAGGCCUUCACGCAGGCCAGCUCCCUCAUCGCUCACGUCCGACAGCACACAGGAGAGAAGCCCUACGUGUGUGAUCGCUGUGGCAAAAGGUUUGUGCAGUCCAGUCAACUGGCCAAUCACAUCCGGCACCAUGAUAAUGUCCGGCCGCACAAGUGUCAGAUGUGCAACAAAGCAUUUGUUAAUGUGGGAGACCUGUCGAAGCACAUCAUCAUUCACACAGGGGAGAAACCUUUCCUGUGUGAUAAAUGCGGCAGAGGCUUCAACCGGGUGGACAACCUGCGCUCCCACGUUAAGACCGUCCACCAAGGCAAGGCCGGCAUGAAGCGGCUGGUGAUGGGCGGGGGCAGUGCGGAUGAGGGGGGCGACGCGUCCGCAGGGGCGUGCCUCUCUGACAACGAGAUCAACAUAGUCACCGUCACCACAGAGGAUAUCGUCACCCUGGCCACUGAGGCCCUGGCAGCUAGUGCAGUAGCUCAGCUGACAGUUGUUCCAGUGGUUGCUUCAGUGUCUGCAGAUGAGACUGAGGCUUUGAAAGCGGAAAUAACCAAGGCGGUAGAGAAAGUGCAUGAAACAGACCCCAACACCCAGAUUUUGUAUGCUUGUGAUUCAUGCGGUGACAAAUUCUUGGACGCCAGUUCCCUGGCCCAGCACGUACGCAUCCACACCGCUCAGGCACUGGUCAUGUUUCAGGCAGAUUCGGACUUCUACCAGUACACCACAGCCACCACUGCUGAGGCGGAAUCUGCAACAACAUGGCAACCCACAGCUGAACAUGUCAUCCAGGAAGGAGAUCUGAUUUUCCGAGCCCAGGAUGGGGAAGGAGUGGCAGAGGGGGAGAUAGUGGGGGAGACACACAGUGAAGAGCCUGGAGCGGUCACUCGUGAGGAGGAGGAGAGGGAAGAUGAAGAGGUGGAAAGUCCUGUUGAGAUCCACACAGAAGGAAUAGAUGAAGAGGCAGAAGAUGAAAAACAAGAGAAGAUGGAAUGUGAGAGUCAGGCUUAGCGGGUUAGAACAAGAAAAUAUAAAGACGUUAAUUAAUGCGACCUCGGUUUCAACAUGCUGUGCUAUGAAUCUCAACUGGAUUCACAACGUACAACACUUUGUACACAAUUUUAUCUUUGAAUGUAUGGUCAAAAAUAAUGUGUUUUGUAGUCCGAUUUCCAGAAGGUCCAGAGAUGAGAUAAAAAAUAUUGAUACUCUUCCCGAGAUGUUUAUACUACGUUGUAUAGUCUUUAGAAUGAAUGGGAGGACUAUGACGUGUCGUUUGUAAUUGCUUUACAAGUCCUAGUGUUAUUUUUCCAUUUCACCCAAAAGAGAUAUGUACAUUUCCCUUAAAUAGUAAAAACUAUUUUAUUGUACUUAGUUCUAAGUAUUUUAAUUAAAAUCAUAUUACAUAAAUUAUCCACAUGAACAUGUCAGCAGACUGAAGAUUUAGUUGGGUGUAUGUUCACUCCUCUUUCCUGAAGUUGGAUGAUGUCAUGAACUUGUAUACUAGCAAACACUGUAAAUGCUCUGCAUGUUAAAUAUUGUGUAUAUGUGUUACAUAUCCUUGAAAUGAAUGAAUGAAUGAAUGUCUUAUUUGAAUUGCUUGAAGAGAAAGGAAUAGAGAGAUGACAGUGUGGUCAACAACUUUUUUUCUUCUUCUUUGUUUUGCAGUAAACUGUAAAAUAAUCAUGUGAAGAUGGUUCCCUGAAACCAACGGUUUUAUGUAAUUAUCUUGUCUGCUUAUAUUACCUGUUAGAUAGUAGCAACAUUGCUACAGCUCACUGGAAGUUAUCUCAUCAAUAAAGUGUCUGCAGUCUGAUG